AUGGCCGCAAGAACCGGGAUGCUAACAGCAAAUGUAGGUGCAAUACCCACAUUCAAUCGAGUAGGGAACGUGGGCACAAUCCCCGACAUAACACUAGUGACAGAAAACUGCGCGCACAAAUUCGCCGAGUGGAAAGUCCUUGAUACCUAUAACGGAAGUGACCACUGCUAUAUUAUGUUUGACAUAGCAGAAAACGAAGUGACUACAUUAGCACCAACGAGGAACGGAUGGAACGCUAAUCGACUGGACAAAGAAAGGCUUAUUCGAGAAAUUGACGUAAGGCUGAACCGACAGAGAGGCGGUAACAUAAUCAACAACAACAUGACAACCAUAAGGCAGGCCUGCAACGCUGCAAUGCCUAAAAUGGGCAAUCCUCGCAGACAAGGACAAGAAGCGAACUGGUGGACCCAAGAGAUUAAAGCUCUCAGAGAAACGUGUAUAAAAAACAGACGCCGCCUUACGAGGGCUAGACGGAGAGGGAUCUUUACAGAAGAAGAGAGCCCAUUUAAGAAAUCCAAGAAGGAUUUAAAUAUUGCCAUCCGAAAAAGCAAAACGGAGAAAUGGAAACGCCUCUGCAACGAUGUCAAUAGUGACCCAUGGGAGCUCGGAUAUAAAAUCGUGAUGAAGAAGCUCAGAACAAGAAAUCCAACACCGGAUCUAGAGGAAGAGCAAAUGGACCAAAUAGUCAAAGCACUAUUUCCCGCCCAUACAAAUAGCAUAGCGAGGACUACUCCACCAAUAGCUGAACACCAGAUCGAGCUCUUCACUGAGGACGAGCUACUGAAAUCGGCAAAAACCUUAAAAGGAAGAAGGCCUCAGGGCCCGAAAACAUUCCAGCAGAAGUCCUAA
Messenger RNA from Drosophila kikkawai, 849 nucleotides. Lineage: Eukaryota; Metazoa; Arthropoda; Insecta; Diptera; Drosophilidae. The record is from RefSeq and is a predicted model, not a curated record.